UGCAGUGGACGGGAGGAGAAAGCUGUACUCAGUGGAUGAAAGGAGCCGUUCCCAGUGACUGAAAUAUAGCAACUUACUGAGAGAAGACCUACAUUUACCCUCGUAAAAUCUAUGUUAUGUAUUCUACCAUGAAGUCACCUCUCAAGUCAGGCGAAGAUGAGGAAUAUCAGAGGGAGCUGCGAGAGAAAGCAAACCGUAGCAUCCUGCAACUCAGUAGCAUCUUGGACCGAGAUGCGGAAUCGGAGUCCGAGUGUUCGAAUAGACCGCUAACACCAGAUGACGAAGAACCCACUUCUGAUGUCAGCUCAGUCCAUCAGUUACAAGAGAGUGAAGCAGUUUCUCAGCUGCGGUUGCUUCUGCAAAAACAACCACAAGAAUCAGUCAGUGUCACCUCACCUAGAAGAAAAUCACCAAAGAAAAGCCAUGCUGAGGUGAAAAGUGGGGUACCAGCCGUGCAUGAUGUAAUGCCCAUCGUUCACAAGCAGUCAGAUUACAUCUGCCAGCUGGAGGGAGAGGUCCAGUUCUGUAAGGAGGAGCUCGUGGGCAUGAAGCAGAGGGUGCAGGUGGUGAUUGUGGAGAAUGAGAGGCUGCACCAGGAGCUGACGGAGAGCCUGAAGGAACAGGCAAUAAACCCUGUGGCUCCGUUGGUCUUGAAACCUAAACCCACACCGGCCCCCAGAACACACAAUCCUGCAGAGGAGGACAAGUGGAGAAAAGAACUGGACCGACUGAAGGCUCUCUAUCAAGCCCAGUGUCAGACCCUGGAGGCCCAAGUAAUGUCAUUGAAGAAGGAGCUGGCGACGUCCCGGAAGGAAUCGGAGGAGGUUAAAGGGCAGCUAAAGCACAGCGAGGCCGUGGCGGCAGCAGCGGCGGCGGGCCAGCCCCAGGUGGGUGGCCUCUGUCUGCGCUGCGCCCAGCACGAGGCCGUCCUGGCAGACACGCACACCAACGUGCACACGCAGGCCAUCGAGAGGAUCACCAAGGAGCGUGAUGAGCUGAUGGCAGUGCUGUGUACUCUGAGGGCCAGUCAGGCGGAGGCCCAGCAGAGGGAGUGGAGCUCCUACCAGCAGGUCAAGCAGGCCGUGGCCAUGGCAGAGGAGGCUAACCUGGAGAAGACACGGGCGUCAGUGGAGUGUGAGCAGCUGCGUAGUGAGCUGUGCCGGCAGAGGGAGCGACUGGAGCAGGAGCUGCAGAGCCAGCAGCAGAGGAUCACACAGGCCAGAGACACAGCACGAGACCAGCACACACACCACACACAGGAGCUCACACACACGUUGUCUACUCUGACUCAGAAGGUGGCUGAGUUGGAGAGUCAGCUGGAGAGAGUGGAACGGGAACGCAGCUCUCUGACUGGCCAGCUGGAGGAGGUCUUCCGCAAACUGACCAAUCAGGAGGCGGAAAACAACCUGGUGAGUGGGGAGCUGCGCUACCUGUUGAGUCAGGCUCAGCUGAAGAGGGAGGAGGCCGAGAGGGAGCUCAGAGACUCCACCGCCAAACACACAAGACAACUCGAACUCAGCCAACAGGAGGUGUCCAGGCUGGGCGUGGAGCUGGGCGGUUGCCGGGAGCGUCUGGAGGAGGCCCAGAGGGCGGGGGGGCGCGCGCAGGCGGAGGCUGUGGGUCUGGAGGAGCGGCUGGGCCGGGCCGAGCACCAACUGCACCGCACCAGGCAGGAGCGUGAGGUGUGUGAGCGUGUGCAUGGUGAGGAGGUGUCCAGUUUGACCUUCCAGUGGCAGCGUCGCGAGCAGCAGCUCACCCAGCAGAUCCAGCAAAUGGAGACGCAGCACGAGCACAACGUUGGGGAGCUGGACGGCCUGCUGGGUUCCCAGAGUGACCUGAUCCAGCGUCUCAAGGAGGAGUGCAGGAGCCUCGGCCAGAAGCUGGAGGACGUCACCCAGAGCAGCAGGUCAGAGGUGGAGCAGUUGACAGUGGAGAGGGCCCACCUGCAGGAGAGCGUGGAGAAGCUGAGAGCCCGCUGUAGCAACAUGGAGGAGCAGUGUUUACAACACGGCACCAUGCACCAACGCAUGAAGAAACGGUUGCAGCAGUUGGAUGAGCACUGCCAGUCCAGUGGGCAGCAGGUGAUGGAGCUACUGGCCAGACAGAAGCAGCUGAUGCAGGAGAGACAGGAGCUCGCACACCAGAUACACACACUCAGGACACACACACAGGGUGCAUGGAGAAGCUCAGCAGCAGCUGGUCACCGCGGCAGCACAUCACGCAAGGCAAGGCGAGGAGAAGAGAGGAGAGGAGAGGCACGCGCAUCUGUCGCUCCAGAUUGCACAGGAGCGCAGCGGAGGAGGAGUGGCAAGGAGGAGGAGAGGAGAGGAGUGGAGGAGGAGGAGGGCCAGGGAGGGGUCGUGGAGUGGGGUUGGUUGGCUGGCGCUCCUGGAGGCGGGCCAUGA
This is a messenger RNA of Engraulis encrasicolus (European anchovy), 2405 nucleotides long. It is a transcript of the gene sdccag8, whose product is annotated as SHH signaling and ciliogenesis regulator sdccag8. Gene Ontology annotation, cellular component: centriole; centrosome. The coding region runs from base 117 to 2405 and encodes 762 amino acids. The record is from RefSeq and is a predicted model, not a curated record. The transcript is spliced from 18 exons. Gene Ontology annotation, biological process: centrosome cycle; establishment of cell polarity; tube formation. Lineage: Eukaryota; Metazoa; Chordata; Actinopteri; Clupeiformes; Engraulidae.